AUGGACACACAACCUGUGCUACUGGCACCUAAAUCUAAUGUUUCGUCUCUAUAUUAUAAAACCAAGCUGUGCACACACAACUUCUGUGUUUUUAAUUUGAAAAACACGGACGGAUAUUGUUUUCUCCGGAAUGAGACGGAUGGUGGGCUAACCUCAGACAACUACGCUACCAUAAUUGUCAAAUUUAUUACAGAGAAACUACUGCCAAACAUCCAAAGGGAACCUGAAAAGGAAAUAAAAAUUUUAUUAUACAGCGAUGGAUGUGCAGGUCAAAAUAGAAACAUAGUACUGGCAAAUGCUUUACUAAAUGUUGCAAUAUUAAACAACAUCACAAUCGAGCAAAAAUAUCUUGAAGUCGGUCACACUCAAAUGGAGGCCGACUCAAUGCAUGCCACUAUCGAAAGAAAGCUAAAAAAUAAAAUAAUCCAUGUACCAGCUGAAUAUGCAGGAGUUUGUCUUGGAGCACGUAAACAGCCUAAGCCUUAUAACGUGUCCCAUCUAACUCACAAAUUCUACAAAUCUUUUGAAAGUGUCCAAUUCUACAAGUCAAUAAGACCAGGAAAAGCCAAAGAAGAUGCCAAGGUCACUGAUAUUCGCGCGUUGCAAUAUAAAACAGGGAACAUCUACUUUAAGCUAAGAUUUACUGAUGAAUGGCAGUUACUGCCACAGCGACGUAAUGAAAAUAUUACAGUAAAACCAAUCGAAAGCUUACCGGAUCUUCAUAGAAGUCGCCUUAAAAUAAACAGCCGUAAAUUCAACGACCUCCAGGAGUUAAAAAACACCCUAUCGUCGGACUACAGAGACUACUACGACAAUAUACCUCAUGAAGACUAA
This is a messenger RNA of Parnassius apollo (apollo), 834 nucleotides long. The record is from the annotation of a GenBank genome assembly. Lineage: Eukaryota; Metazoa; Arthropoda; Insecta; Lepidoptera; Papilionidae.